Salarias fasciatus (jewelled blenny) is the source of this 1360-nucleotide messenger RNA. It is a transcript of the gene snx12, whose product is annotated as sorting nexin 12. Gene Ontology annotation, biological process: endocytic recycling; late endosome to Golgi transport. Gene Ontology annotation, cellular component: retromer complex; early endosome membrane. Bases 199 to 681 code for a protein of 160 amino acids. The transcript has 6 exons. The record is from RefSeq and is a predicted model, not a curated record. Lineage: Eukaryota; Metazoa; Chordata; Actinopteri; Blenniiformes; Blenniidae. Gene Ontology annotation, molecular function: phosphatidylinositol-3-phosphate binding.
ACCGAGUCAACACAUUCACCAGAUUGUGGAAGGGUAGGGCGCAGGGCGGCUGGCCCCCGCAACCAGACAGCGACUCCCCCCCCCAGCUGCACCGACCGGCUGCCGCGACCGAUUAAUGCCUUCGGAGGAGAGUUAGGACUCCGCGGUGUGUUCAGUUGGUUUGACGCUGAUUCAAAGCAACAUAUACAAGCCGACAAGAUGUCAGAUCCCGUGGUGGCCGACACUCGCCGGUUGAACUCCAGGCCCCAGGACCUGAACGACGCCUACGGCCCCCCCAGUAAUUUUCUGGAAAUAGACGUUUACGACCCACAGAUCAACGGACUCGGGCGGAGCCGGUACACAACUUACGAAGUUCGCAUGAAGACAAACCUUCCUAUUUUCAAACUGAAGGAAUCGUGUGUGAGAAGAAGAUACAGCGACUUCGAGUGGUUAAAGAAUGAGCUGGAAAGAGACAGCAAGAUUGUAGUACCGCCUCUGCCGGGCAAAGCCCUGAAGAGACAGUUGCCAUUUCGUGCAGAUGACGGCCUUUUUGACGAGGCUUUCAUUGAGCAGCGGCGAUCGGGCUUGGAGCAGUUCAUCAACAGAAUUGCAGGUCACCCCCUGGCCCAGAACGAGCGCUGUCUUCACAUGUUUCUGCAAGAGGAAAGCAUCGACCGCAACUACAUUCCUGGAAAAGUAUGAAUGAAACAGUACUGACCGCUGCACCUGCCCCCAUGUACAUUUAUUUCUGCAUCACACCAUUAAAGCUGAUGGGAAUGUCAGAACUGAUAAGUAUCUACGGUGUGGGAACAAAAUUGAAAAAAAAAAACACUGCUAACUGCUCCUUGGACAAAACACGAAAAUGAUCCAAUGUAUAAAUUGUUUGAUGUUGUACCUUCAUCCAGUCAUUCCACAAACUUGUAUGUUCAUUACUUUCGAUCCAGUAAUCAUGUCAUUUAUUUUUUAUUUUAUUUUUUUAGCCAUGUUAGAGAUUCUUUUUAGUUAUUUACUUGUUUUCUGAAUGUCUUUAUAUUUGAUCAGGUUUUUUUUUUUUUUUUUUUUAAUUAGUAAGUUACUGCUUUCUUGUGUCUUUUGCUAGCUUAGCAGAGAUGCCAUUUCCACGACAGCCUCCCAAAGUCAAGCGACAUGUAGCAACAUGAAAAGGACAGUCCUCAUUCCAGUCGGAUUCUUCUUCUUCUUUUUCCCUUUUCAGUGUUAAGUUCUGGGAAUGCUCUCGACUCUGCUGUCUCAGUUGCAUCUCCUGCUGACGUCGGCGGGAUCAAUCAGGCAUGUUAGGUUAGGCCAAUAACCAUAUCCAAGCACUGUGACAAGAGGUUCAUAUGAACAAUACUUAAAGCAUCUGGUUUAUUGAUCUUUCAAA